UCUGGAACGUGAAGGAAAUAAAACAAACACGAUUGUUUGUAGAUUUGAUAAAAUUUCUAAUACAAACAAGUAUAUAAAAUUGUAACUAUAACACAAAAAAGCAAGAAUGGCUGCAAGAAGUCAUCAAUAUUUCAGCUUACGCUGGAAUAACUACCAGAACACCAUGACCUCAGUGUUUCAACAAUUGCGGGAAGAUUUGUCAUUUGUCGACGUGACAUUAUCAUGCGAGCAUGGCUCUUUGAAGGCACACAAGGUUGUGCUGUCGGCUUGUUCUUCUUAUUUUCAAAAGUUGCUUUUGGAAAAUCCAUGUAAACAUCCAACAAUUAUUUUACCUGCCGACAUCAUAUUUACAGAUUUGAAAACAAUCAUUGAUUUUGUUUAUCGCGGGGAGAUAGAUGUUACUGAAUCCGAGUUACAGGUAAGUUUUAGAAAUGAAACAAUUAUAUUUUCGGGUAUGUCAUUUAAGGAUCCCAUAAUCCCAGCUCAAGUAACUGAAAUUUUCAUUGUAUUAAAAGUAGGAGUUCUAUUCUUGGUACUAGUCAUUGAAGUUGAUAGUUAUUGUUAUUUUUGA
Molecule: messenger RNA, 571 nt
Organism: Teleopsis dalmanni
Lineage: Eukaryota; Metazoa; Arthropoda; Insecta; Diptera; Diopsidae
Product: broad-complex core protein isoforms 1/2/3/4/5-like
Exons: 2
Coding region: 107-571 (154 amino acids)
Biological process (GO): regulation of transcription by RNA polymerase II
Cellular component (GO): nucleus
Molecular function (GO): protein binding
Source: RefSeq, a predicted model, not a curated record